GUUUCUGUGUGUUUUAUUUUUAUGAAAAAAAUUUAAUUAAAAGUAGAUAUUAAAAAAUGUCUAGUUGUAAAAUAAGUCCCAAUUCUUUUUGUUUUGUUUGUGGAAUUUAUAUUUUCAAAAAUGGUAAAGCUUUAACAGACACUUUGAAAAGAAAGUACCAUUUUUGCUAUGGCAUAUUUGCUGAAGAUACAAACAAUGCUUGGACGCCAAAUAGGGUAUGCUCUUCAUGCGCUGCUUCUCUUCACAAAGGUAAACGACAACGUUUUUCUACUCCCACGAUUUGGCACGAACCUGAAAAUCACGAUGCAGAUUGCUAUUUCUGUUUAACAGAAACAAACAGGUACACUAACAUUCAAAAAAACUAUAUACAAUAUCCUAAUGUAUCAUCAGUAACACCUGCAGUUACAUUGAACGUUUCUGUUAAUAAAGGUUCAUCAGAUAAUGUAGACCUUAACGAUUCAGUUGAUCAAACAUGUGAACAGGAUGAACGUAAUGAUUCUGAUGAAGGUAAUGAUUCUGAUGAACCUAACCAUUCUGAUGAAAAUACAACAACAAAUUCCUGUUUUACUCAACAUGAGCUAAGCGAUUUAGUGCGAGACUUAGGAUUGUCUAAGGAAAACUCUGAAAUUCUAGCUUCUAGGUUGAAAGAAAAACAUGUUUUGGCUCCAAAAACCAAGAUAUCAUUUUAUCGUAAUAGAGAUAAACAUUUUAGAAAAUUCUUUUCUACUGCAAAUGCUCUGGUUUACUGCAAUAACGUUGAAGGAUUGAUAAAUGCUUUUAACAGUAGCAUUCGUUACGUAGCAGCUGACUGGAGACUGUUUCUUGAUUCUUCUUGUAAAAGUUUUAAAGCAGUACUCUUACAUAACGGUAAUCUUUAUGCUCCUAUCCCUAUAGCACAUUCGGUUGUUUUGAAGGAAGAGUAUGAAAUUUUAAAGUUUAUUUUACAAAAAUUAGAGUAUGAAAAACACAAAUGGCAAUUAUGUGGUGAUUUAAAAAUCAUAACAAUACUUUUAGGUCAACAGAGUGGUUUUACUAAAUUUUCCUGUUUUUUGUGUGAAUGGGAUAGCAGAGCUCGCGACAAACAUUAUAGGCAAGCAGUUUGGCCAUCUCGAUUAGCAUUGGUACCUGGUUCAAAAAAUAUAAUACACGAUACUUUAGUUGAACCGUCGAAGAUCUUACUACCCCCAUUACACAUCAAAUUAGGACUGAUAAAACAAUUUGUUAAAGCGCUCAAAAGCCGUGAAAGUAAUGCAUUUACAUAUCUUGCUGUGAAAUUUCCAAAACUUUCUGAAUCAAAAAUAAAAGAAGGUGUCUUUGAUGGGCCACAGAUUAGAUCCUUACUAAAAGACCAACAGUUUCAAAAACACAUGUCUGCUGAAGAAAAUGUUGCAUGGGAAAGCUUUAGAGCAGUAGUUACAAAGUUUCUAGGAAAUGUAAAAGAUCCAAACUUUAAAGAAAUUGUAGGAGAUUUAGUAAAGAACUAUGAAAAGAUUGGAGCUUUAAUGAAUUUGAAAUUACAUUUCCUACAUUCGCAUCUCGAUUUUUUUCCCAAGAAUCUUGGAGAUGUAAGCGAAGAACAGGGUGAGAGGUUCCACCAAGAUAUGAAAACCAUGGAGCAGCGUUACCAGGGAGUAUGGAACGAACGUAUGAUGUCAGAUUACUGCUGGAGCUUGGAUCGUGAUACUAUAAAUGAACAUAAAAGAAAAGGCGUUAGAAGAUCAUUUGAAAAGAAGAUAACUCGAUUUUACAAAAAAGAAUAAUAAAAAUAUAUACUUAUAUAACCUGGCGUAGGCGCCCCCGAACAUUUCGGGUAAGUCUUAAAAGAAAUGGUACCUCCACGUGGUUUAAGAUGGGUAACGCUAGAUCCAUUUCACAAAUACAUACUUGUACAACUUGGCGUAGAUUAGCGUGAGUCCCCUCGCCUCUCACGAUUCGGGGUGCUAGAUUAGCGUGAGUCCCCUUGGGCAAGCAGGCACACAGACAGUCAGGCGAGCAGGCGGUGGGUGGGAAGGCAGACAGACAGGCUG
Messenger RNA from Odontomachus brunneus, 2027 nucleotides. RefSeq lists its product as uncharacterized. The record is from RefSeq and is a predicted model, not a curated record. NCBI's taxonomy places the organism in Eukaryota, Metazoa, Arthropoda, Insecta, Hymenoptera, Formicidae. Bases 57 to 1760 code for a protein of 567 amino acids. The transcript has a single exon.